This is a messenger RNA of Emericellopsis atlantica, 967 nucleotides long. RefSeq lists its product as uncharacterized. NCBI's taxonomy places the organism in Eukaryota, Fungi, Ascomycota, Sordariomycetes, Hypocreales, Bionectriaceae. Bases 183 to 590 code for a protein of 135 amino acids. The transcript has 2 exons. The record is from RefSeq and is a predicted model, not a curated record. Gene Ontology annotation, cellular component: membrane.
CUAUUGUUAACACGAUUAUUCGCAAUUAUCAAGCCAUGGCCGCUCUCAAUAUUUCGUACUUUACGGUGAGUUUUCGCGUAUCCAUCAUUCCGCGCUAGUCUUUAUAUUUCCUCGCAAAAGCGGUGCUAAGAUCUAAACUAAUGCUCAAUCUCACCUCUUUCUAGAUUCCGGUGGCUUUAUGUAUGGCAUUGGGUGUUCGCACAUACCCUAUAAUGUCCAAGCCAGGCCUAAAGUUACUGGAUCGCAACAAGCCAAGGGACUUUGUUGAAGUGCUAAAGAAAGCCGAUCUCGACGAAAAUGUUCGGGGUCGCUUGUUGCGCGCUGAAGGCUGCGCAGCGAACUGGCUCGAGGCGCUCCCUGUCUUCGCAGCGGCGGUGACUGCAGGCAAUUCGGCCGGCGUGUCUCCUCUGAUCAUGAAUUGUCUUUCCAUCGGAUGGUUGAUCAGCCGUUUGCUAUACACAUAUGUAUAUGUGAUUUGGCAAGCCAACGAGGUAUUGGGUCCGAACGAAGCCCCAACUCGCUUCAAAGUUUGGGCUGUCGGUGCGACACUGGCGAUGUCUAUGUUUAUCCUCGCUGGACGCCAGGCUUAAGGUAGUUCUACACUCGCAUGCAAAAGGUAUUUAUUGAAAUACACCGGGAUUAUGGGGGGAAGAGUCGUCUCGGGUUAGCAUUUGCCUCAGUCUUCUCUGCUGUAGUACGGAGUGGUGCACAAGCUGCACAUAGGCCAGCGCUCGUCAUUGCCGGAGAUUCGGGUUUCCUUCUACAAGCAUUCAUAUUUAAUAGUGCGUUACUGAUAGUCGAUUUGAUCGUCGACCUCGGCUAUUUCCUAUAGGCAAUACAGACCCCCUUGGCAAGGAUUACGUACUUAAGCCUAGGCCGAGUUCUCUGAGAAUACUGGAUAGAAAAGCAAUUUAGUAGCAAUUCAUAGCAAGCUCGUAAUCAAUACUGCGACAUAUGAGCAUCUGGC